AUAAAAAUAGUGAGUUUGACGUAGUAAGCAUGACCAUUAUUUAAGAUAGGACAUUUAUUAUUAUUUCCUAUGUAUUCCUGGUUUCGGAAUCAGAUGGAUGGAAUCACAAAGAUCAAAGAUACCGACAUGGAAUGUCACUGCUUACAUUGGACUAUCGUUUAAAAACAUCAUUCAAGUGCUUCCUAUGUAUCAUUUUAUUCUUAUUUAAUAUUCGGCGAACAAGAAUAAAAUGAUACACAUAGGACACUUGAGUUUUUGAACUUCUGAUCCAAAUUCUAGCGGUCUUCCAAGUCAGAUGGCGCUUCAUAUGUUUGAUUUAAAAAGAAAUCGCCAAAGCCGUUUAAAUCCGUUGCCGAAACGUCGUCAACAGCUGUUAGAUAGCUGUAUAGAUCGGAUUCUAAUAGCUUUUUGACAUUCCACAUCGGUAGACUGUAAAUACGGUGCCAGGUUGCUUCGAGUAUAGACGAGAAUGAAAAGGACGAAAUCGAAAGCUGUCAAUUCGGCGCUCAGCAACACGAAGAAUAUAGGUACACAGACAGAAAAUUUCGUUCUAGACAGUUCUAUAAGAAUUGCAAAGCUGGAGGAACUAGUGAAACUAAUGCAACUUGAAAAUAAUGUUUUAAGAAAGCAUAUGGAAAACAAUGUGCCUGACGAUAUACAUCAUAAGUCUCUUCAUCUUGCUCAGCAGGCAAUAUCAAAAAGUGCUGAAAAGUCUGGUUGUGGCUGUAAAGGAAAUUGUUCAUCACGGAUAUGUGGUUGUAUGAAAAAGAAUAACAAGUGCAACCUAUCGUGUAGAUGUGAUGAUGAAAAAUGUCAAAAUCAGAAAUCCAAUUAUAUUCAAGAAAAUAAAGAAAAUGUGAAGAUAAAGGAUAUGGAAACAUUUAAGACACCAAACCAAAAAAAUAAAGAUAAAGAAAAACUUAAAAGCAAUAAAGGCUUGUUUAGUCCAGAUAUAAAAGAAAUCUACAAUGAUUUGGAAGAGAUGCAAUUUAGUGAUAUUAAUUUCAGUUUUGAAAAGGACACGAUGAUUAAAGACUUUCAAACAGAUUCAGAUAUCAUUACCAUUAAUAUAAAACAUAAGAAAGAAAAGAAGAAAAAAGAAAGUAAUGAACAACAAGAAUCAAUAGAGAAAGUACAAAAUGUAAAAGAUGGAAGAAUUAACGAUAAUCAGUUAUUAUUUGAUCCAAUGAAACCAAGAUAUCAGUUAUCACGAACACCACCGAACAGUAAGAAGUUGGAAAAACCACAAGAGCCUGAGAACACAAUUCAGCAUCGAUUGUAUUCUAAGUCAAAUGAAGAAAUUGCUAUAUCCCCUGAAAUCCGAGAUAUUAAAGAAGAAAAAGUUGAUUGGGAAGAGCACACUGCACAAUUAAUUCCAUGUAAAAAAUGCAAAAGAACUUUCAUGCCCAACCGAAUUCAGAAACAUGAAGCUUGUUGCAAGAAGAUUUAAAUAUCGAAGAAACAGAAAUCAUUUAAUCUUAAUCUUAAUCUUUUUUUACAAGUUAUUCUGCGAUUCAACAUUUAUUUUUUUAAUUUUAUCUGGAAAAGUAUAUGAUGAUGUGAAUUUUAAUGACAACAUAUGGUAACAACUUAGAUAUAAUAAGGUCAUGCAUCUGACAAGUAUUAUAGUAUAAUUUUAAAUUAAAUUUAAUUAUUUUAUCAUGAA
Messenger RNA from Pogonomyrmex barbatus (red harvester ant), 1666 nucleotides. RefSeq lists its product as uncharacterized. The record is from RefSeq and is a predicted model, not a curated record. Lineage: Eukaryota; Metazoa; Arthropoda; Insecta; Hymenoptera; Formicidae.